GGCCCGCACCGAUCCCCCGGGAGGGAGACAUCGCAGCCGGGGAAGCCUUACCUACCCACCACUCACGGCCCGGCGACGGCCCCCGGAGACGCCAUGGCCCAAGAGACGCGCAGCCAGCAGGGCCACGGCGGCGAGCCCGCGCCGGGCAGCGCUAGCCGCGCGCCGUCAGACGCGCGGAGCACUGAAGACGUAUCGCCUCGGCCGCGGGCGCCGUCGAGCGCGCGGCUCUCGGACAGCGACGCGGCGCCGGCCUUGCGCCCCAAGCACAGCCGCAAGGAGUGGCUUUGGCGCGCGCGCGCCGUCGUGUUCGCAGACCCGGUCUGGGCGGGCCAGGCCGCGGACCUCGCACCACCACCACCACCCUUUCGUGCGCGGCUCCGCAGCGCUGCCCGCGACGCCCUCGCCGCCCUGCGCCCGCGCAAGUCCGGCAAGUCCGCGCGCCCCGGCCGCGGGGCCGGCAUAGCCGCCGCGCCGCCGCCGACCCGGCAACGUCCCGUAGCCUACGCGCCGCGGCUGCGCUCGAUCGGUGCGGGGGCCGAGGAGGCCGGUGGGCGGGCCGCGGGCAGUGGCCGUGCGACGGCGCGGAGAAGCGGCAGGAGCGGAAAGACGACUUGUGCCGCCGGUGAAGGAGCCAGUUGGGUGGGCUGCCGGCGAGGCUGGUAG
Molecule: messenger RNA, 663 nt
Organism: Durotheca rogersii
Lineage: Eukaryota; Fungi; Ascomycota; Sordariomycetes; Xylariales; Xylariaceae
Exons: 2
Source: RefSeq, a predicted model, not a curated record